UUUCAGGUCCGGAAGUGUCGCUAAUGACUGGGUCGAGAUCUACUCGUUCGUGAAGAACCUCACCGACAGAUUUGUGAGCCCCAGAACGAGAGUCUCGUUCAUCGUGUUCUCGGCCAGAGCAGAAGUCCUGCUUCCUCUGACCGGAGACGGAUACGCGAUAGAACAGGGUCUGAAACGCUUGCGGGCCGUUAAGCCAGCAGGUGAAACAUAUAUGCAUGAGGGAAUAAAAGAGGCCUCAGCUCAGAUACAGGCGCAGAAGACCAAGUCUUCCAGCAUCAUCCUGGCUCUGACUGAUGGGAAACUGGAAACCUACAUUCACGAGCUCACAGUGAUAGAGGCUGACAAGGCGAGGACAUUCGGAGCCCGUGUUUACUGUGUGGGUAUCAAAGACUUCGAUGAGCAGCAGCUUGCUGAUGUAGCGGACACCAAGGACCAAGUGUUUCCUGUCAAAGAUGGCUUCCAGGCACUCAAAGGCAUCGUCAAUUCUAUAUUAAAGCGUUCGUGCACAGAGAUCCUGAGUGUGGAGCCCUCCAGUGUCUGUGUGAACGAGUCCUUCGACAUCGUCCUCAGAGGGAACGGCUUCACUCUCGGCCGCAGCAACGAAGGCGUCCUCUGCAGCUUUAUAGUCAACCAGCAAACCUUCGAACAAAAGCCGAGUUAUGUGCGUAAUGACUAUCUGCUGUGUCCUGCUCCGGUGCUCUAUGAAGUGGGACAAUGCAGCUGAAAACUUGACACCAACGGCUACUUCCUCUCUACUUUCUUCAGAACAAUUUCAAAACAAUUUUAUUUCCUCU
This is a messenger RNA of Notothenia coriiceps (black rockcod), 794 nucleotides long. Its product is annotated as anthrax toxin receptor 1-like. Gene Ontology annotation, cellular component: cell surface; plasma membrane. The transcript has 10 exons. Bases 212 to 724 code for a protein of 170 amino acids. Gene Ontology annotation, molecular function: transmembrane signaling receptor activity. The record is from RefSeq and is a predicted model, not a curated record. NCBI's taxonomy places the organism in Eukaryota, Metazoa, Chordata, Actinopteri, Perciformes, Nototheniidae.